GUUUGAACGAGGUGCUAAAUUUACCAUUCUUGUGCACAACCACAUUGGAGCUGCUACCAUGGCAGCUUCGGUUGACUCGCUCGGGCGCCAAUUCAUGCGCAUACAGGUAGCUCCCGGCAAGCUGGGCGUGGGGCUCGUGGAAUCCCCUGGCGGGGGUGCGUGUGUCGGUCAUUAUGAGACCGCCUGUGGAACGAUGCAUCCGUAUCAAGCCGUGAUCAAGCCUGGUGACCGCCUCGUUUGCUUGAAUGGCCAAGCCUUGGAGCACAAAUCCCUCGCUGAGGUACAUGACAGCUCGCGUCGAUGCGGUCUGUCCUGAUGGCAUACCAGGUGAUUCGACUCCUCAUUGCCUCCAACGAUAGCCCUCGGGACCUGACGUUUUCACGCACACCGCCAACGCUUGUCCGUGGCCACUACGACGUCGGGAAGGUUGUCCAAGUCGAAAUUGCCCCGGGUCCACUAGGAUUACACCUCCAUCAGGCAAUUCGCCACUGUGCCUUUGUCGACGAAGUCCUCGACACAAGUCCUUUGAAAGGACUCGCCCAUGUCGUGCAUCGUGGGUGUCGACUCAUUCGCAUCAACAAACACGAAGUGUCCACGAUGCCGCGUGAGGCCGUCGUUGCGUUGCUAGCCCAACUCAAGGACCAAACGAAAACGAUCGAAUUUUACCGCAUGGCCCCGGCCACGUGCUCUGCGUUGGUUCAAGUUGAUAUAUCAGAGGGAGAUGGACUCGAAUUGGACGGUUUGACAGUGGCGACGGCCUCCUCCGUGAACGGCCUCUUGGUCGGCGACGUCGUUGCAGCUGUGAAUGACGUGGAUAUCACGACCCUCGACGCCGCUGCUGGUCUUGCCGUGUGGAACAAGGCGCCGUUCCCCAAGCGAGUCAUGUGCUUUCGCGUCAACAAAAUGUCUGAUGGAGGCACACCAGUUCAUCAACCUUCGUUGUCGGUUCGACCAACAAUGCAGCCUUCUCCAAUUCACCAAGCGUCCAUGCCUGACCCGUUGUCCAAAAUCGAAGUCACGAUCGCUGACGCCCAGCUCGGUCUGAAUGUGGAUACCGGCGAGUUGAAUUAUCUUCGCCUGACCGGGUUUGCUACCCCAGCCGACGCCCAAAGGCCGUACUACCAACCGCACCACGACAAGCUUCCAGGACGAUGCGUCGCAAGUGUCAACGGCAUCGAUGCCUCGUCCUUUUCACGCCAUGCUGUACUUGAGCUUCUCGGGAAGUUAGCUUUGGUCCCAAAGACAAUCGUGUUUGUCACGUCGGCGGAUUUGGCCAAGAUGCGUGCUAAGGCAUUACGCGUAACAGUCGAGGUUCCACCGGGCUCCCUUGGCGUGGACUUUGACGGAAACAUAACCAGCAGCACCGUCUUGACCGCCUUCCGCCCUGUCGACGGCGCCCCCGGCGCACUCGAACGCAGCGGUGUCGUCGACUCUGGCAGCAUCCUCGUCGCGAUCAACCAGAUGAAUGUCUCGAGCCUCGCCUUGCACCAAACCAUCGAUUUGCUUAAGAAACUCACGGACAUUCCUAAGCAGCUCACGUUUGUUCGUGGAGGGGUUGUACACGCCGUGACGCAACCCUUCGUGGACGUUUCCGUUCCUCCCGGUCCCAUCGGUGUAGCUCUGAACAGCGCGAUUGCAACAAGCACAAUCGUUCAAGCGGUCACUCCUGGCAGCGCUGUCGAGGCAAUGGGCGUGAUUGGUCCUGGGUCGAUCCUGGUUGCCAUUGACGGCUUUGAUGUGACAGCAUUGUCCCUUGCGAAAUCCACCGAGCUCUUGCGUGCGUUGUCUGGCCAUCGAAAAAUUCUGUCGUUUACUACUUUGUCCAACAAAGGGUUCGUGUGGCCAGCAUCAUUUGUGAUGGUGCCUACGUCGCCGGGCCCACUGGGGCUGCAAUUCGACAGCGGUACUCCCGACGCCGCUGUCGUACAAGGUUUUGUCCAGCUUGAGACAGCAGCAUCUGGAGGUGUGGGCGACGUCCAGAAGCACGGGGGCGUCGCAAUUGGCAGUAGUCUUGUCGGAAUCGAUGGCGUCGACGUCCGCUCGAAGUCCCUCAUGGAAAUCUCAGCGAUUCUCAAAGACAUGGGGAAAGUCGCCAAGAUUCUCUGCUUUUCACCGCCUUCUGACAAGGCCAUCUCCCCGCCGUCGACUCCAAAAGCAUUUCCCCCGACGACGCCAUUCCCACGACAGAAUUCACUCGAAACAUUGCAAAAGCAAAUCAAUUUGUCCGACGACCAAGUUGAGAUGCUGCUGCAGCGUCGGAAAAGUGACAUGUCCGACAAGCCGCCUAUGGUGCGACGCGUGAGCUCACUUUCGUCGAAUGCAAGUGCGGAAGAACAACCGUCGUCGCCGUCGCGGCUGACUCGGGAGUACCAAGUCCGAACGUUCACGUGGCUCGGCAAGUUGAAACCACAAGUGCUAGUUGUGGACAAGGACCAAAAGAGCCUGAACGUGCAUGAUUGGGAUGGAAAGCUCAAGUCCAUGGGUUUCUCGCGCUUGGCCAUUGCGUCCAUUACAGGAGUCACGAAGGGCAAGGGAGGGUUCAGCAAGAAGCACUCAUGGCCGAACAUUGACGACAACUUGUGCUUAUCUAUCGCUGCAGGCAAGUCCGCGUCACACGAGUACAUUACCACGUCCAUGGAAGACCGGGAUGUCUUGGCAGGACUGGUGGAGGCACUCAUGCGGACCACCUCGGCGGUCAAGUAGCACGUGAAAAUGGCAUUUUAUCCGUAUCCGUAUAAAACUACAAAAAUAAAUAAAGUUCGCGA
Messenger RNA from Aphanomyces invadans, 2765 nucleotides. RefSeq lists its product as hypothetical. Bases 301 to 2703 code for a protein of 800 amino acids. The record is from RefSeq and is a predicted model, not a curated record. Gene Ontology annotation, molecular function: protein binding. The transcript has 3 exons. Lineage: Eukaryota; Oomycota; Saprolegniomycetes; Saprolegniales; Verrucalvaceae.